GCAACGCGGCAACUCUGAGGUCCAGUUUUUCCUGUGAUUAUACGAUUUGUUUAUACUUUUAUACGUUAUAGAUUUUUCUGCAUUUUAUAUCCGUGUAUUGUGAACGGCUGUGGAAUAUUACAACAUCAUUGCUGAUUUUACUUCAAUUUUCGAAUUAUGUGUUUGCCGAAAAGAUCUAGUUGAAAUAUACGAAUUUGACUUAAUUUUAACCGAUUUUUAAAAAUUGGUGUACGCUUGGAUUUUUUUCAAGAUACAUUCUAAGGGUAAUGUGAAGGAGGAGCUAUUUCUGGAGAGAUGUCUCAACGGGAAGAUGCCAUUAAAUUCGAAACGGGCCGAAUCAAAGCUCUGCAAGAGGAGCGCCUUCACAUUCAAAAGAAGACUUUUACCAAAUGGAUGAAUUCGUUCUUACAAAAGGCAAGGAUGGAGGUCGAAGACCUCUUCACCGACCUUGCAGACGGCAAAAAAUUGCUUAAGUUACUCGAAAUAAUCUCAGGGGAAAAACUUGGAAAACCUAACCAUGGAAAAAUGAGGGUUCACAAAAUAGAAAAUGUAAAUAAAAGCUUAGCAUUCCUCCACACAAAGGUAAGACUGGAAAGUAUAGGAGCUGAAGAUAUUGUGGAUGGGAACCCAAGACUUAUAUUAGGCUUAAUAUGGACAAUUAUCUUAAGGUUUCAAAUUCAGGAAAUUGAAAUAGACGUUAACGAAGAUGACGAAAGUAGUGAGAAAAAGUCUGCAAAGGAUGCAUUAUUAUUGUGGUGCCAAAGAAAAACAGCUGGCUAUCCUGGUGUAAAUAUUCAAGACUUUCAUGUCAGUUGGAGAAAUGGCUUGGGUUUCAAUGCACUUAUUCAUUCUCAUCGUCCUGAUCUCAUCAACUACCCAGCUCUUAUCAAUAACAAUCAUAUUCAGAAUCUCAAUAAUGCAUUUGAUAUUGCUCAGAAAGAACUUGGCAUUCCUCGUCUUUUGGAUGCAGAAGAUGUUGACAUUAAUAAACCUGAUGAAAAAUCUGUGAUUACAUAUGUUGCCUCAUAUUAUCAUACAUUUGCUAGAAUGAAAAGUGAAAUGAAAGGUGGAAAACGUAUUGCUAAUAUUGUUGGCCAAAUGAUUGAUGCUGACAAACUUAAAAAUAACUAUGAGCUUUUUACAACUAACCUUUUGCAAUGGAUUCAAAUGAAAAUCAAAGAACUUGACAACAGGAAUUUUCCUAAUUCAUUGGAAGGUAUCCAGAAAGAACUUCUGAAGUUUAAAGAAUACAGAACUAUUGAGAAACCUCCGAAAUACAAAGAGCGAAGUGAAAUCGAAGCUUUACUGUUUUCAAUUCAGACAAAAAUGAAAGCUUUGGGUCAACCUUUGUAUGUGCCACCUGAAGGGCAAUUAGUUCAUGAUAUUGAGAAAGCAUGGGAUGAAUUGGAAAAGGCUGAACAUAGGAGAGAAGUAGCAUUGCGAGAAGAAUUACUUCGUCAAGAGAAACUAGAAAAUCUUGCAUAUCGUUUCGAAAGAAAGAGUGUUGUUCGUGAGGGAUAUUUGAAAGAAAUGAUUCAAGUAUUGUCAGACCCAAGGUAUGGCAGCAAUUUAUCCCAGGUUGAAGCUACUGUGAAAAAACAUGAAGCAAUUAGUGCUGAUAUUCUUGCCAGGGAAGAGAGAUUUCAAAAUUUAACAACAAUGGCCGAUGAGUUAGUAAUGGAAAAUUAUCACAGUAAAGAAAGGAUUAAAUUGAGGGAACAAGAAAUAAUGCAACGAUGGGAAUACCUUUUAGAAUUAUUGAAGAAGCAUCGAUCAACAUUAACGAACUUGAGUAAUUUAAUGAGUAUGCUCAGAGAAAUAGAUACAAUAACUUCUGAAAUUAAAGAAAUGGAGAGUAGUUUUUACACUGAAGAUCUUGGACGACAUUUAUUGGCUGUUGAAGAUUUGCUUCAGAAACAUAGCCUUGUGGAAGCUCAUAUAACAUCUCAAGGAGAUACUAUACGGAAAUUAAAUAAGCAGGCAUUAAGUUACAUUAAUGAUGGUCACAAAGAAGCUCCAAUUUUGCAGAAACGUUUGAAUAAAUUAAAUACAGAAUAUGACAACUUAGUGAAUUUGGCUGCCAAUCGUAGAACCAAACUUGAAGAAUCACGGAUGUAUUAUCAGUUUGUUCAAGAUCAAGAAGAAGAAGACGCUUGGAUUAUAGAGAAACAAUUGAUCUGCAAGUCAGUUGUUCCUGGAAGAGAUCUUCAAGGAGCCCUUUCUUUACAACAGAAACAUAAAGCUUUAGAAGUGGAAUUCAAUGCUCGUUGGCCACGAGUUCAGAAGGUUAUAGAAGCUGGAAAUGCUUUAAAAGUCCAAAAGCAUCCUGAAAGUGCAGACAUCUCUCAAAGAAUUGACGGGUUGAAGAAAAAUUGGGACAAACUGCAUGAACUAUGGUCUGUAAAAUCAAAGCAAUUAGAAGAUGCAUCAGCUGCUUAUCAAUAUCAAGCUGAUGCCAAUGAAGCUGAAUCUUGGAUGAAAGAAAAGCGACAGCUUGUGUCUAGCACAGAUUAUGGAAAAGAUGAACCAAGUGCACAGGCUCUAUUGCAACGGCAUACCAGACUUGAGAGUGAAAUUAAAGCUUAUAGUUCUGAUAUUGAAAGGCUGAAUGAACAAGCUGAUUUAAUGAUUAAAUCAGGAAUGGCCACAUAUUUUCUUUCUGAGACAGCUCAGGAGCCAGAAACUGAGGAAUGGGUUGAAGAAAUUGUUUUGACUCCUGUUGAUGAAUGGGUUGAAGAAGUUUAUGAAAAGGAGGUUGUGAAAGAAAUCGUUGAAGAUCGUAAAAUUCCUCAAGUGCGUGCUAUGUAUAGAUUUCAAGGGAAUGACUUUGAUAUUGAAAAGGGUGAAAUAAUGAUUUUAUUGCAAAAGACCAAUGCUGAUUGGUGGAAUGUUCGCAAAUCUAAUGGAGUAGAUGGUUUUGUUCCUGCUAAUUAUGUAUCUGAGAUAGAGCCUAAAGUUGUUCGUAAAAGAGCACAGAAAGUUGUGAAAGUUCCCGAAAAAAGACGAAUUAAAAAGACAGUGAUGAAAAAGCAGAUAGUAAAAAAGAAGAAACAACCAAUGGCAUAUAAAAAAGUGUUAUCUCGUUCUCCCAGCAAGUCUCAGGAAUUUAUUCAGCGAAGGCAAAAGAAUAUAAAUGAUUCUUAUCAAGAGCUUAUUGAACUAUCUAAAGCUCGCAGACACUACUUGGAAGAUGCUAUCAACCUAUUUAGCUUUUAUCGGGAAUGUGAUGAUUUUGAAGCUUGGAUGAAAGAAAAGGAUAGAAUGUUGACAACUCGAGAUCCAAAAGAAGGGGUAGAAGUCAUGAAAAAGACAUUUGAGAACUUUUUGACUGAUUUGUCUGCCACAAGUCGCAGAAUUGAAGAAAUUGACAGCUGCGUUGAGGAGUUUGUGCGUACAAAACAUAGUCAGCUUGGUGCAGUAAAAACAAGACAAAAACAGAUUCAUGAAAGAUGGAAUGGUCUUAAUCAUUUGAAAACUGAAAUUGAAAAGAGUUUAGAAGGAGCCACUAGUGUUGAACUCUUUGAACGAACAUGUGAUGAUGCUUAUGAAUGGAUGCUUGAAAAGUUGGAGAAAAUAGAAACUGAUGAUAUUGGUCGAGAUAUGAAGACAGUUCAAGCAUUGCAACGUAAACAUCAAAAUAUAGAAAGAGAAUUAGCACCAAUAGAAGAAAAAUUCAACCGAGUUAAUUUACUUGCAGAUUCUGUUAAGGUUUCAUAUCCCUCGGAAAGAGCCAAUGUUACCACUAGACAACAAGAGCUUAAUGAUCUUUGGGGAAAAGUAAAGGAAAAAGCUGCCCAAAGGCGUGCAAGACUUGAUGAAUCAUUGGGUUUACAGAUAUUCCGAAAUAGUGUAAAAAGCUUGUUAAACUGGGUCAGUGUUGUUAAGCAAUCUUUGAAUAGUGAUGAACCAGCCAGAGAUGUUGCAACUGCAGAGAAUUUACUUAAAAAACACCAAGAUCUUGGUGAUGAUAUUGCAGCACAUCAAGAUGAAUUUUCAGAUGUUCAAGGUUUAGGUGUCAGUUUGUUGCAAAAAAAUCCUGACUCUCAAGAAAUUAGAGAUUCUUUAGUUCAGCUCCAGGAGGAACAAGAUGCUAUACAUAGAGGAUGGCAAGAAAAAGGAGACUGGCUGAGACAGUGUAUGGAUUUGCAAGUUUUCAACAGAGAAGCAGAUCAAAUAGACAGCAUAACCAAUAGUCAUAACACCUUUUUAGAUUUUGAAGAUCUUGGAACAACUUUGGAUGAUGUAGAAGCCUUACUGAAAAGACAUGAAAAUUUCAUGAACACAUUAAUCGCACAGGAUGACAGAUUAAGAACUUUUAGUGAAAUGGCAGACAAGUUGAUUGCUGCUAGACAUUAUGAAAGCAAAUACAUUGAUGAAAGGAGGAAGAAUGUCUUACUUCAAAGACAAGCUGUAAAACAAAAAGCUGAGCAACGUAAAGCUCUGUUGCUGUCAUCUCAUGCCUUCCAAGAAUUUCGAACUGAUGUAAAUGAGCUAUCUAACUGGAUUCAAGAAAAAUUGAAGACUGCAUCUGACGAAUCAUAUAGAGAUUUAACAAAUCUGGAACGUAAACUCCAAAAACACGAGGCAUUUGAAGCAGAGUUGAAAGCUAAUUCUGAAAGGCUUGAUGUUAUUAACAAAAAUGGACAAGCCCUUCUUACUGGUGGUCAUUAUGCUGGUGACAAGAUUGAAACUUUAUUAAAACAAGUUAAUAAGCAAUGGGAAGAAUUAUGUGCCAAAACUAUGGAAAAGGGCCGAAAAUUAAGGGAAGCUAAUGCGCAACGUACUUACAACAGAACUUUAGAGGAUGCCAAAACAAAGUUAGAUGAGUUGGAAAAUUCAUUGGCUUCAGACGAUUUAGGCCACGAUUUAAGAAGUGUAAAGAAACUUCUGAAACGUCAUCAGAUGCUUGAAAAUGAACUUCUAACAUGGGAAACCAAGGUGACAGAACUUGUUCUUCUUGGUGAAGAAAUGGCAAACCAGGGACAUUUUGAUGCACAGAAUAUUUUAAAAGGCACAAAUGCUGUCAAUGAGAGGUUUGAUAAGAUGAAAAUACCUGCAGCAGAAAGGCGUCGUACUUUAGAAGAGGCUCUAAAAUUGCAUUCAUUCGUUUUUGAAGUUGAUACUGAAAUUCAGUGGAUUAAAGAGCAUCUUCCUGCUGCAACUUCUCAAGUUUUAGGACAAAAUCUCUUUGAUGCUCAAAAUAUAUAUAAGAAACAUCAGAAGUUAGAAAGAGAAAUUAAUGGCCAUCAACCUAUGAUAGAGAAAACUUUGGCCUCUGGACAACAUUUGAUUGAUCAGAAACAUUACGCAUCUGAUUCAGUUAAAGCAAAAUGUCAAGAACUCAGGGAUAGCUGGAAAGAGUUAUUGGAUUGUGCUGCAGAAAGGAAGAAGAAGCUGGAAUUAUCUUUGAAAUCGCAAUCAUUCUUUGCAGAGGCCAAUGAAGUUGAGCAAUGGAUGACUGAAAAGACAGACAUUUUGGAGAGUACUGAUUAUGGUAAAGAUGAAGAUGCUGCUGUGAAACUUCUUACCAAGCAUAAAGCUUUGGAGCUUGAAAUAGAUACAUACUCAAGUUUGAUUACUGAAAUGGGCCAUCAGGCUCAAAUAAUGAUUGAUUCUAACCAUCCUGAUGCAAAGAUUAUUAGUAACCGUUUGCAAGUAGUAAAUCAACAAAUGAAAAAUAUUCAGAAGCUAGCCAAUACAAGAAGGCAAAAGUUAAUGGAAUCUAAACAUCUUCAUGAAUAUUUUCGAGAAAGUGAUGAGCUGGAAAAAUGGAUUGAUGAGCAGAUGUUAACAGCUAAUUCUGAAGAUUAUGGACAAGACUAUGAACAUCUAUUAAUCCUGCAAUGCAAGUUUGAUGAUUUCAAAUUACGUGUAGAAACUGGUUCUGAAAGAUUUAAUCAGUGUGAAGAACUUGCUAAAAAACUGACAGCCAAUGAUACGUCUUAUUCAAAUAAAAUAGAGCAAAGACAACAGCAUUUGAGGCAAACAUGGUCUGUUCUUCUUGACAACAUAGAAGCAAGAGACCAGAAAUUGCAAGCUGCUGGAGAAAUCCAUCGUUUCAAUCGCGAUGUUGCUGAUGCAUUGUCAAGAAUACAAGAAAAAUACGCUAGUAUUCCAGAAGAUUUAGGUCGAGAUUUAAAUAGUGUUCAGAACUUAAUAAGAAAGCAUGAAGGGUUUGAAAACGAUUUAGUGGCUUUAGAAGCUCAGUUGCAAAUUUUAGUUGAUGACAGUGCCAGGCUCCAAGGCUCUUAUCCAGGUGGAAAUGCUGAUCAUAUCUUAGAGCAACAAAAUAUUGUUAUUGAAAAUUGGAACACUCUUCAAGAAAAGGCCGCAGAGCGUAAAAUAAAGUUACAAGCCUCUUAUCAAUUGCAACGAUUUUUGGCAUCGGUACGAGACGUUGAGAACUGGGCCCUGGGUCUGUGCUCGUCUUUAAAAACUGAAGAAAAAGUGCGUGAUGUUGCAAGUGCACAGAUGUUAAAGGCAGAACAUGAACAGUUAAAAGCGGAGAUAGAGGCAAGAGAAGGAACUUUUGGAGCAAUUGUAAAUGCAGGUGAAGAAAUGAUUGAUGGAGGUCAUUAUGCUAGUGAUGAGAUACGGGAACGUUUAGAUCAAUUGCUUGCUGUAAGAGGGGAUUUGCAUACUGCCUGGCAUAAGAAAAAGAUUUAUUUAGACCAGUUAUGCGAUUUACAAUGCUUUUUAAGAGAUGCCAAGCAGUUGGAUACAUUAAGUAGCCAACAAGAAGUUUAUUUGUCCAGCUCGGAUGUUGGAAAUACUGUAGAAGAAGUUGAUGCGCUAGUUAAAAAACAUGAAGCAUUUGAAAAACUAUUGGCUUCUCAAAAUGAAAAAUUGAUUGCCCUGCAAGAUCAUGGAGCGAAACUUCUGCAGCAGAAUCAUUUCGAUUGUGAAACUAUUAGAACAAGAAUGUUAGAAGUUACUAACAGACGAUCUAAAGUUAGAGAUCUUAGCAACAUGAGAAGACAGAAAUUAGCUGAUAGUUUCUUGCAUGCACAGUUUAAGAGAGAUGCAACUGAAGCUGAAGCCUGGAUUGCAGACAAAAAGAAAUAUUUGGAAGCCGAACAAGGCAUGAGUCAAAUUGCAAGCUUGGAAGACAAAAUGAGAAAAUUACAGAAACAUCAAGCAUUCCAAGCAGAGUUGUCUGCUCAUGAAAGUAAUAUUCAUAACAUAAAACAGAAAGGAGAGUUGCUUGUGUCGAAAAAUCAUGAAAGCUCUCCAAAGAUCAGACAGCAACUUGACAGACUCUUGAAACAAUGGAAUGAACUUAUAGCAUCAUCAACCAAUUUAGGGCGUGGAUUAGAAGAGGCACAAGACAUUUUAGAAUUCAAUAAUCAAGCUGAAAAGAUUGAGGCUUGGAUUCGAGACAAGGAGAUGAUGGUCCAAGCUGGCGAUGUCGGAAGAGACUUUGAGCAUUGUCAAGCCCUUCAAAGAAAGUUAGAUGAUGUAGAUUCCGAUAUGAGAGUGGAUGAACUGAGAAUGAAAAAUAUUAAUGCCUUGGCUAACAAACUUAUCCGCCAAGGUCGUUCAGAUAUACAAGCUGUGCAACAAAGACAAGAAGAAUUGAAUAAAAAGUGGAAGGCAUUGCAAGGUGCAUUAGAUUUAUAUCGUCAGAAAUUGGCUAAUGCUUCAGAUGUUCAUGCCUUCAAUAGAGAUGUAGAUGAUACAAAUGAUAGAAUUAAUGAAAAAUCUGUAGCUUUGUCUGUUGAGGAAGAAACAAAAGACUUGCAAUCUGUUGAAGCAUGCCAGAGGAAACUGGAAACAACUGAACGCGAUAUGACAGCAAUAGAAGCCAAAUUAAAGGAACAUGAUGUCGAAGCUCGUAGAUUAGUACAGAAGAAUGCUGAAGUAGCUGCUCAGACUAGACAAAAGUUAUCGGAAGUACAAGAAAAUUGGAGGAGGUUAAUGACUUUGUGCUCAGCUAGGAAGCAGUCACUUGCCUCUGCUUAUACCCUUCAUAAGUUCUUAAGUGAUUUCUCUGAAUUGGAAUCAUGGGUAACUGACAUAACUAACAGAAUGACAUCUGAUGAACUUGCUGCAAACAAUUCUGAAGCCCAAAGCAUGUUGCAAUUGCAUCAAGAAAGAAAAGCUGAAAUCAAUGGUCGACAGGAAUCUAUGAAAACUCUGAAAGAAUUCGGCCACCGUCUUCUUCAGCAGAAACAUUCAGCAAAAGAAACUAUCGAGACAAAGCUCCAGCGAUUAGAAGAAUUAAGGAAAAAUUUAACACAAGUCUGGGAAGAAAGGCGACAUAUCUUAACUCAGUGCAGAGAUUUACAGGUAUUUAAAGAGAUGGUAGAAGCUGCUGAAUCUUGGUUAUCCCAGAAAGAGGCCUUCUUAAAUAAUGAAGAUCUGGGUGACUCCAUGUCUAGUGUCGAAGCACUGAUAAAGAAACACGAUAAUUUUGAAAAAACGAUGAGUGCUCAAAGUAAUAAAGUUGAUGAAUUGGAGACAUUUGCCACUGAACUAAUUGCUGCAAAGCAUUAUGACAGUACUGCAAUUCAAAGUAAAUGUCAAGCUGUUUGUGCACGAAGAGAUAAACUCAAAGAAAAUGCAUUGGUGAGAAGAAAAAAAUUGCAGGAAUCAAAGGAGUUACAGAAAUUUUUGCGUAACAUUUACGAAGUUGUUGGGUGGAUAAAUGAAAAGCUUCAAGUGGCUUCUGACGAAUCCUACAGAGAUCCUACCAACUUAUUGAGCAAAAUCCAGAAGCAAGCAGCUUUUGAAGCUGAAUUAGCUUCUAAUAAAGCAAGAGUAGAUGCUGUAAUGACUGAAGGUGAAAAGCUUAUCAGCAGUGGUCAUUAUGCUUCAUUAGAAAUUCAAAACCUUCUUCAAGAAUUAGAAAUGCAUUGGAGACAAUUGCUGGAUCAAACUGCUUUGAAGAAAGAAAGACUCCAAGAUGCUUAUCAGGCCUUACAGUUUAAUCGAAUGUUAGAUGAUUUGGAUACUUGGAUGGAUGAAGUGGAAGUUCAGUUACAAUCUGAAGACCAUGGAAAAGAUUUAACAUCAGUUCAAAAUCUACUAAAGAAACAUCAGCAUCUGGAGGCUGAUAUCAAUAAUCAUGCAGAAAACAUAGAACAAAUUAAAGAUCUGAAUGCUAGUUUCCAGAACAGUAAUCACUUUUUGAAGGAAGAAAUUGAAGAAAAAGCUACUGCUGUUGUAAACAGAUAUCAAUCUCUUCACGAUCCUGUUCAGAUCCGUAGAGAAAACCUUGAAGAUUCUCUCUUACUUCAUCAAUUUAAUCGAGAUGUGGAAGAUGAGCUGUCUUGGAUUUAUGAAAAAGAACCUCUAGCUGCUUCUACAGAUUUAGGAAACAACCUAGUGACUGUUCAAAAUCUGCAGAAAAAACAUCAGGCUUUAGAAGCAGAAAUUCAAGCUCAUGAACCUUUGAUUGCAUCAGUCGUUAGUAAAGGCAAACAGAUGAUAAGAAUUGGACAUUAUGCAUCAUCUAAUGUUGAAGCUAAAUUAAAUCAACUGCAGUCAUCAUUACAACAAUUGAAAGAUUUAUCUAGCAUUCGUAGAUUAAGACUUCUGGAUGCUGUUGAAUCACAAACAUUUUAUUCUGAAGCUACAGAAGCAGAAUGUUGGAUAAAGGAGAGAAAACCUCCUCUUACUAAUUCAGAUUUAGGAAAGGAUGAAGAUUCUGUUCAGUCUCUGAUGAAGAAACUGGAUGGUCUUGAACGAGAUAUUCACAACUACAAUGGUAAUGUUAUUAAACUUUCAAAACUGAGUCAAGGUUUAAUAGAAAGGGGUCACUUUGAUAGCGAAAACAUCCAAGAAAAAAUGAGGCAAGUUGAAGCCAGCUACCAAGAGCUGAAACAGUUAGCAGAGGAGAGAGGCUACAGGUUGCAAGAAAGUAAGAGAUUCUUUAACUUUAUGCGUGAUGCAGAUGAAGUAGCUGCUUGGAUCCAAGAUCAGAUGGUCAUUGCCAGUUCUGAAGACUAUGGAAAAGAUGUGGAGCAUGUUGAAAUUCUCAUUCAGAAAUUUGAAGGAUUCAUCAGUACUCUUCAUUCUAAUGAGGACAGAGUAGCCAAUCUGGAGAAUUCUGCUGCCACCCUUUUGAAAGAAAACCACCCAGAAUCUCAAAAAAUAGCUGCCAGGAGCAGAGAAAUAUCUCAGAUGUGGGAGGAAUUGAAAGAAUGUGCUCAAUCAAGACAAGAAGCUUUAGCUGGUGCAAAACAAGUGCACACUUUUGACAGAAGUGCUGAUGAAACUAUUAGUUGGAUACAUGAGAAGGACUCUGUUCUGUCUAAUGAAGAUUAUGGAAAUGAUUUAGAAACUAUUCAAGCUCUAGUCAGGCGUCAUGAAGGUUUUGAGAGAGAUCUUGCUGCUGUGAAAGAGCAAGUUGUUGCUCUUGUUGAAGAGGCCCGUCGCUUGGCAGCUCAGUUUCCUGAUGCUAAAGACCAUAUUGAUGUGAAGCAUGAAGAUGUGGCUGAAGCCUGGAAUCAACUACUUGAAAAAUCUGCUGAGCGAAAAGACAAAUUGCAACAAGCUGAACAGCUGCAAGCUUACUUUGAUGACUACAGAGAACUGAUGGCCUGGUCAAGUGAAAUGAUGGCUCUUGUUACAUCACAUGAACUUCCUAAAGAUGUGGCUGGAGCUGAGUCACUUCUAGGACGCCACAAGGAAUAUAAAUCUGAAAUUGAUACAAGAGAGGAGAAUUUUAAUAAAUUCUAUGAAACUGGAGAAACUAUAAUAGCUUCUGGUCAUUUUAUGGCUGAUGAAAUUAAAGACAAGAUUCAUAGGUUAAAGAGUGCAUUUUCACAGCUACAAUCUACAUGGGAGAAAAGGCAGAUUAUUUAUGAGCAAAAUUUGGAUGCCCAGAUUUUCAAAAGAGAUGCUGAAAUGUUGGAGGCUUGGUUGCAAAGUCGAGAACCUAUUUUGUUUGAUAAACAGUAUGGCGAUUCAAUUUCUAAUGUUGAGGAAUUGAUAAGAAGACACGAAGAUUUUGAGAAAACCAUUGAAGCCCAAGAAGAAAAAUUCCUUUCACUAAAGAGAAUUACAAUGAUUGAAGAUGCAUUCGCAAAGCAGAAGGAAGAAGAAGAGUUAAAUAAGAAAGAAGAAGCACAAAGGAAAGAACAAGAAAGAUUAGAUGCAAUUAAAAGGAAAGAACAGAAACGUAUUCUUGAAGAGAGACGAAAAGAAGAUGAACGAAGGCGUACACAGGAAAUCGUUCUUAAGAAACCUGGUGAGGAAAGACCAAUUGAAUAUGAAGUCGAUGGCAUUCAAACAUCGCCAUUAUCCUCUCCUAAAAACAGAAAUAUUCCAGAAAUCCGACAUCCACCUGGUUUGUUCAGAACAAACAGUCAGAAAAGUUUAGAUGGUGGAGAUAAUAAACUAUCUGUAAAGAGAGGUGAAAGUAUGCGAAUUGAAGGCCUAAGUCCCUGGAAACCAGAAUCGCCUGCUCACAUGAAGCGAUCUGAAAGUAUGAGAUUGGAUGAAAGACAAAAGAAGCCAAAACGUACUCCAAGUUUCACCACUAGAAGGCGCACCCAGAGUUUUAGAAGACAAAGAACCCAAGCUGACUUGCCACCUGUUGAAAUCGAAGGAUUCUUGGAGCGUAAGCAAGAACUUCAGAGUGGUGGUAAGAGAGCCACCAUCAGGUCAUGGAAAACUUAUUAUACAGUCGUUUGUGGUCAACUUUUGUGUUUCUUCAAAGACAAAGAAGCAUUUAUUGAAAAUAUUGCUGCUGCACCUCCAGUUAGUUUGCUCCAAGCCAAAUGUUCAAAGGCAGCGGAUUAUACGAAAAAGAAACAUGUUUUCCGACUUCAGCUGGUAGAUGGAGCAGAGUUCUUAUUCAUGGCUCACAAUGAGAAAAUUAUGUAUGACUGGAUGAAUAAAAUUGCCUUUCAUGCCGCUUUACCACCCAGCAUGCAACUGAUGAAGUAUGACACUCAUAAAAGCAAUAGUUCAGACAGUGUGAAUUCCAGUCAAAAGGCCUCUGUGGUCAGUGAAGGCAGUACAAUUGGUUCUACAGUAAAUGACCCUCAUGAAACCACAUCAGCAACAUCCAGUCAGGCAUCAUCUCCAGAAUUGAGAAGAUCAGUUCCAAAUAAUACAUCUCAACCAUCAAGUGAGAGAGCUUCUAUUUCUAGGUCACAUCCUCCACCAUAUGAAGAAGCCUUACUACGAGAGAAACAGAAACCUCCUAUUCCUCCCAGAAAUGCUCCGCCCCGACCCACAUCAGAUCCUCCUAGUAGGCCAGGUAGUCUGGAGUCUUCAAUAUCUGUUAAAAGUCGAAUUGAAAUGUUCCAGAAUCAGCAGACAACAGGUCCACCUCCAGUUGCUCCUAGAGCAUCCUAUCCUGCCAUGCACCCACAUUAUAAUGGUACUACUGUAACUAACAAUCGAAAUACAAUUCAUACCACAAGAGAAUUCCAAUAUAGCAUUGAUGAAAAUUCUAGUUCUUAUAGUGAUAAUGACCAUUCUAGUUUAUCCCACAAUUCUGCUCCACCCCCCUUGCCUCAGAAACCCCCUCCCCCUGCACUGCGUAGUCACAUUGUCCCAGAUUCAGAUGAUGAUUGGCAUCCAAUGUCUGAUGGAGAAAUGGAUAAACAUGGUAUGUAUGGAAAACAAGAAAUAAGAGGGCAGAAUUCUGAUUUUGUACACUACAGACAAGUGAGUGGCUAUGAUUCAAGUGAGACAACUCAUGCUCGUCACUUAUCUUUACCUCAUAAGGUUCAACCCCUUCCUGGCAACCAAGUCCGUCCAUUCUCAACGCUGGAUGUCCGCUCUAGAACCACAUCCUCCGAAGGGUCAUCGGAAGGGGAGGUGGUCACAAAUGACCGAAAGAUCAAAGAGAAAAAGAAAGGAGGAAUGUUCGGAUUCCUCAAAAAGAAAUAAGCAUAGCCCAUAUAUUUUUGUGUAAAUUAAGAGAUUAUAUAUUUUGUAUAUAGACAAUUGGAUUACAAAAGUGACAACUGGCUUUGUCUGCUUCAACGGAUGGUAGAUUGCUUCAUAGAGAAUCAUGUAUUUGUAUAUAAAAAUGAAAUAUGAAUGGUUUUAUAAUGAUCUUUUUUUGUCAGGAAAUCAAUCGACUUGUAUCGAAACUUUAAUUAUUAUGUGUUUCUGUGUUCGAAGCAUUUAUUUAGUUUUAUAUUUACACAGAAAAUGUUUGAAGACUUCAAAAUAACUUCAGUUGAAUAUGUGUAGGUAUCUUUUAAAAUGUUGUAUUUAAAAAAAAAAAAAAAAACUUAGUAUCAUACUAAUUAUAAAAGAAUUAAUUUCAAGGAAGAUCUGUAUACUGGUAAACAGAGUGUUUGUUCAAAGUACUUCAUCUGAAUUAUAAAAUUUUGUGCAAUAUAGAAAAAUUUAUACUUCAACUGAAGUCAUUGCU
Messenger RNA from Argiope bruennichi, 13342 nucleotides. It is a transcript of the gene kst, whose product is annotated as spectrin alpha chain-like. NCBI's taxonomy places the organism in Eukaryota, Metazoa, Arthropoda, Arachnida, Araneae, Araneidae. The coding region runs from base 295 to 12849 and encodes 4184 amino acids. The transcript has 60 exons. The record is from RefSeq and is a predicted model, not a curated record. Gene Ontology annotation, cellular component: plasma membrane; cell junction; cell projection. Gene Ontology annotation, biological process: actin cytoskeleton organization. Gene Ontology annotation, molecular function: actin filament binding; phospholipid binding.